UGCUUUAGGAUCCAAGAGCCUGGUACUUGUUCAGUAAAUUAACAAGAAUUGGGUGGGUGCUUGAAGUCUGACAAUCUAUAAGGUAGGCACCUGAAUCUUGCUCCUCUUGCGGUUCCAUCGAGUGGGAAAAACUCAUUUCAACUUUAUCUUUCAUUGGUGCUUGAAAUAUAUCGGUGUUUCUGCACUCCGCUGCUGAUAUAUGAUUACAUUUUGAGUUGCAGCUUUAAAGGAAAUGAGUUCUUCUUUACAAAUUUGUUCCAACGCUACAAUCUCCCAAUCACUUAAUCUCCGCCGCUUGUUCGAUCGAGACAGAGAAGAAAGGCAACGACAAGUAGUCAGAUUCAACUGCCGGAAACCAUUCGCCAUCUCUUGUCUUAAUGUGGACGUGAAAGCACCUGUUGGUGCCGGGAAAAUCGGGUUGGGGAGAGAGAGCAAGGAGGUGAUGGAGGCGGAGGGAAAGGUUAUGGUGGGGACGUAUGCUAGGGCGCCGUUGGUGUUGGCCAGUGGCAAAGGUUGUAAAUUAUAUGAUGUUGAAGGACGAGAGUAUUUGGACUUGACUUCGGGGAUUGCGGUGAAUGCCUUGGGGCAUUGUGAUCCUGAUUGGGUUAAGGCUGUGGUUGAUCAGGCUAAUGUGUUGACCCAUGUCAGCAAUGUGUACUAUUCCAUUCCUCAGGUGGAGCUUUCUAAGCGCCUAGUAGCUUGCUCUUUUGCUGAUCGUGUGUUUUUCACAAACUCUGGAACAGAAGCAAAUGAAGCAGCUAUCAAAUUUGCUAGGAAGUACCAGAGAUUCUCAAAUCCUGAUGCUGCACAGCCAGCCACAGAAUUCAUAUCUUUUUCUAAUAGCUUCCAUGGGAGGACAAUGGGUGCUCUUGCUCUGACAAGCAAAGAACAGUAUAGAUCACCUUUUGAACCUCUGAUGCCUGGAGUGACAUUUUUGGAGUAUGGAAAUAUACAUGCGACAAGAGAAUUAAUUCAACGUGGGAAAACUGCUGCAGUUUUUGUUGAACCCUUACAAGGUGAAGGUGGCAUCUACAGUGCAACAAAGGAAUUUUUAGAGUUCUUGCGUGCUGCUUGUGAUGAUGCUGGGGCUCUCCUGGUUUUUGAUGAGGUGCAAUGUGGUUUAGGCAGGACUGGGUGCCUAUGGGCUCAUGAAGCAUACAGUGUCUUCCCAGAUAUAAUGACACUUGCCAAACCACUCGCUGGAGGCUUACCCAUUGGAGCUGUGUUGGUAACUGAAAAAGUUGCUUCAGCCAUAAAUUAUGGUGAUCAUGGAAGUACUUUUGCCGGUGGAUCUCUUGUCUGUAAUGCUGCCCUUACUGUUCUGGAGAAAAUCUCAAAACCAGCUUUCUUGGCCAGUGUGUCUAAAAAGGGCCUGUACUUCAAAGAAAUUUUAAAGCAGAGGCUGGGUGGAAACUCACAUGUUAAAGAAAUUCGAGGACAAGGACUGAUUAUUGGAAUUGAGUUGGAUGUACCAGCCUCGCAACUUGUGGAUGCAUGUCGAAACUCUGGUCUUCUUGUAUUAACUGCUGGUAAGGGAAAUGUUGUGAGGCUUGUGCCUCCAUUGAUCAUUACAGAGCAGGAACUUGAUGAUGCAGCUGAGAUCCUGCAAAAUUCAAUGUCAGUACUUGAUGAGAAUGGUUCAAAUUAGGAGGGGAAGAAAUUGUAGCCUUCAGCUGCAGGUAAAAAUUCUUCGCACUUGGUAGUAUUGAUUUGUGAUAUUGUAGCUCGUGCACAAUCAAAAUGCUAUAAUUUGGUUCAAGUUGUGAUUAGAACCAUUGAGAGAUAAUGUUAUUAUUGAAUUAAUUCCUUAAAACA
Hevea brasiliensis (rubber tree) is the source of this 1815-nucleotide messenger RNA. Its product is annotated as acetylornithine aminotransferase, mitochondrial-like. Gene Ontology annotation, molecular function: transaminase activity; identical protein binding; pyridoxal phosphate binding. Gene Ontology annotation, biological process: arginine metabolic process. Lineage: Eukaryota; Viridiplantae; Streptophyta; Magnoliopsida; Malpighiales; Euphorbiaceae. The coding region runs from base 233 to 1648 and encodes 471 amino acids. The transcript has 3 exons. The record is from RefSeq and is a predicted model, not a curated record. Gene Ontology annotation, cellular component: chloroplast stroma.